This is a messenger RNA of Hirsutella rhossiliensis, 705 nucleotides long. RefSeq names its product helix-turn-helix, psq domain-containing protein. Bases 1 to 705 code for a protein of 234 amino acids. The transcript is spliced from 6 exons. The record is from RefSeq and is a predicted model, not a curated record. Gene Ontology annotation, molecular function: DNA binding. NCBI's taxonomy places the organism in Eukaryota, Fungi, Ascomycota, Sordariomycetes, Hypocreales, Ophiocordycipitaceae.
AUGACGGAAAUUCGAGACCAAUCGAUUCCACGCGAAGAACGGGUCCUGCUCGCCGUGAAGGCCUAUCAGCAAGGCCAAUUCGACAGCGCCCACAAGGCCGCGACGGCAUACGAUGUCCCUCAAUCGACAGUCUCUGCUCGACUGCGCGAGACUGCCCUCGUACAAUGGGUCUUGUCGAUGGACGAGCGAGGGAUGCCGCCGACAGUGGUCUACACUCGCCGCAUGGCCAACUUGUUGCUUUCGGAGCGCUGCCAAGAAACUGUCGGCGAAAAUUGGAUGAUGCAAGAAUGGUACGAUCGGGUGGCAAUGGCGAAACAGAAAUGGGGGAUUCUUGAUGAGGAUGUCUACAACUUCGAUGAGACGGGUUUUCAAAUGGGAGUCAUUGCGUCGGCAAGACCAGGAAAUCGAGAAUGGGUUACCGUAAUUGAAUCUAUUAAUUGCCAAGGUUGGGCUUUGCCGGCGAUGGUCAUCUUCCAGGGCAAGGUGCACCAAGCAAGCUGGUACGAGGCAGAUGUGCCCAAGGACUGGCAGAUUGCCCCUCUGGAUGUCGGGGUCAACCACAUCGAUAAAGAGGACUUCCUGCUUCUGUACAUCGAGGCCCGCCGACAAGCGCUCUCCCGUCGAACAUCCGAAGUGGAUUCAUGGCCACAGGCCUUUCCCAUUCAAUCCGACCCGGGUUCUGUCACGGUUACUAGUUCAGGUUGA